This is a messenger RNA of Dovyalis caffra, 1086 nucleotides long. NCBI's taxonomy places the organism in Eukaryota, Viridiplantae, Streptophyta, Magnoliopsida, Malpighiales, Salicaceae. The record is from the annotation of a GenBank genome assembly.
AUGGCAAACAGAAUCAUGCCUGUGUCUCACUAUCCAAUCCCUGGUGCAUUUCUGAUGGGGGAUGCAUUGAAUAUGCGACAUCCUUUAACAGGAGGAGGAAUGACGGUGGCGCUUUCUGAUGUUGUUCUACUGCGAGAUCUUCUUAGACCUCUGAAUCAUCUUAGUGAUGCAGCUGCACUUUGUAAAUAUCUCCAAUCUUUUUCCAUUCUGCGUAAGCCAAUGGCAACUACAAUAAACACGGUGGCAGGUGCUCUACACACAGUGUUCUCUGCAUCGGAGGAUCCAUUAAGGAAGGAAAUGAGACAAGCAUGUUUCAACUAUUUUUGCCUGGGAGGUGUAUUUUCAAAUGGAUUGAUGUCUCUUCUCUCUGGGAUGAACCCUGACCCAUUGAGGUUGGUUUUCCACUGCCUUGCCUUGGCUGUCUAUACUGUUGGUCGCUUAUUGCUUCCACUUCCUACGCCAAAACGCAUUUGGAUUGGAACAAAACUAAUUUUGGUUGCAUUAGGGAUCUUCCUUCCUAUAAUCAAAGCAGAAGGAAUUAGAGCAACAUUCUUCCCAGUAACCAUGCUAGCUUACUACAGAACUCCUCCCACAAAGCUGGAGGAGGGCCCAUAUCCUCCCUGUUUGGCAAAAAAAAUCCGCACGCGAAUUUCACUGAUUGCUAGAAAACAACCAAAAUCGUGCGAGAUAUGCAUACUUCAGAUGCCAGCUGAGUUAUUCGAUGCAUUCAUCUGUGCAAUCGAUAAGGGCAACAUAAGAACAAUGCCAGACAGAAUCAUGCCUGUGUCUCACUAUCCAAUCCCCGGUGCGUUUCUGAUAAGGGAUGCAUUGAAUAUGCGACAUCCUUUAACAGGAGGAGGAGGAAUGACAGUGGCGCUUUCUGAUGUUGUUCUACUGCGAGAUCUUCUUAGGCCUCUGAAUCACCUUAGUGAUGCAGCUGCACUUUGCAAAUAUCUCGAAUCUUUUUCCAUUCUGCCUAAGGUUGCAUUAGGUAUCUUCCUCCCUAUAAUCAAAGCAGAAGGAAUUAGAGCAACAUUCUUCCCAGUAACCAUGCUAGCUUACUACGGAACUCCUCCCGUUUCUUGA